AAGCUAACGGCUUUGACAAGCCACACGAUUUCUCCCAUUUGUCAUAUUUACAAACAAACAAACAAAUAAACUACAAAAAUUCUUCUCUUAAAUAAAUCCCAUUAUCCAUUUUCAGCUUGGCAUUACCGUUUUGUUCAAAUAUGAAAGUUUUGUGAAUCUUUUGAGCCUGAUCUUGUGUUGAAAUGAUGAUGUUGCCUGUAUGCUCAGCCACCUCGAGUUGUUCAUCUCAUUCAUUGAUUUCUUUCCAUGGAGGUUUGCGGUCCUGUUCUCCAUUCAAGAAGGAUUUUGAAUCUAGAUGUUUUGUGGAAGACGGCAUUGAUUUGGGCUUGACAAAUGGAAUCCAUCUCCAGAGAAUUUCCUUUAAAACACAAGCUACAAAGUCUUUAUUUUCUGGUUUUGUCGAAAACACUCAACCAGUCCCUGUAGAUUUCAUUAAUUCCUGUCCAAGUGAAUUAGAUGGCGUUAAAUGCAAGCCAUCUGAUGUAUGGAGUUCUUCAGUUGGAGCGAUAAAUGAGCUGCAACCUAUGGAAAGUGGAGAGCUAAAAUACGUAGACACUUCUGGUGUACCUGCUGUGGAAGAGGGACUCAAGGACUUUACAAACCAGAUGACUAAAAAUGCAGACACGUUGAUGGGACCAGUGGAACCUGAAACCGUGUCAACCAUUGAAUUGACACCUGAGAAUACUGCCCCAAUAUCUGACUCCCUGGAUAUAGAUAGUAAUCCGGUAUCCAAUGUAAAAAGCAGUUUUGAUGAUUUUCUUGCUCGGGCUAGUGAAACCUUUAGUUCUUCAUUAAAUAAAGGAGAGAAUACUGUGAAAAACUCACUAGAUACAAUUACUUCAUCAAUAACAUCUGUCAAAAAAAGUGCUUCAGAAGUAGUUGAUAAUGCUCUUGGUGGGGUGUUUUCAUCUGUUGAUCAAACGGGAGACUUAGCUGGCAAUAAGUUGACGGGUUUUUCAACUAACUUGACAGAAGCCUCAAGCAAAGUAACUGUUGUUGCCAUUGAUGUGUUGAGACGCACAAUUGUUAUGUUGGAAGAUUCUAUAGUAAAUGGGGCUUCUUUGGUUGUCUACUAUUAUGGCACCACUAAGGAAAUGCUUCCUCCAGAGAUCAGGGAUGCUCUUAAUUUAUCUGAAGAGAGAGCAAGUGAAAUCGUGAGACCUGUUGGGUCAGCUUUUCAACAGGUUUCCAUUGCUGUUAAGGGAUUGGAAAGAAGUAUUGGCUUGGAUCCGAACGAUCCUAUUGUUCCAUUUGUUCUUUUCCUGGGAAGCUCUGCUACUUUGUGGGUUUUUUAUUGGGUGUGGACAUAUAGUGGUUACUCGGGAGAUUUAUCUCCUAAGUUAACUUUGGAGCUUUUAACAGGAAAGGAGAAUGCUGUUCUGAUUGAUGUCCGGCCUGAGGUUAUGAGAGAAAGAGAUGGUAUUCCUGAUCUUAGAAGAGGAGCUCGAUAUCGCUAUGCAAGUGUAUAUUUACCUGAGGUUGAUGGCACAGUAAGGAAAGUGUUGAGAGGUGGAAGAGAGCUUGAUGACUCCUUAACUGCUGCUGUCAUUUCUAACUUGAAAAUAGUUCAGGACAGGUCCAAGGUUAUAGUAAUGGAUGUUGAUGGUUCUCGUUCCAAAGGCAUUGCAAGAUCAUUGAGAAAACUUGGAAUUAAGAGACCCUACAUGGUCCAAGGCGGUUUUCAGUCUUGGAUAAAAGAGGGUCUCCGAAUUAAGGAGCUGAAAGUUGAGACGGCACUGACCAUACUAAAUGAGGAUGCCGAGGCAAUCCUAGAAGAUAUCAAGCCUUCUCCAUUGAAAGUUCUUGGGUUUGGUGUGGGAGCUGUUGCAGCAUUAUAUGCGCUAUUAGAGUGGGAGAAGACAUUGCAAUUUAUUGGUGUUGUUGGCCUCGGUCAGACUAUUUAUCGGCGGGUUGCUUCAUACGAGGAUGCUAAAGAUUUUAGAGAAGAUGUCAAGCUGCUGCUAACUCCUGUUAGACUUGGAGGUCAAGCGUUUUCAUGGGCUGCCGGAAAAAUAGAAACAAACCGCCCUGGACUACCAACAUCGCCUUCAUCCAUAGAUGUUCAAAACCGGGUGUUGCAGGCUGCCGCCAAGCAUCAAUCUCAACCAUCUGAUACCGAUGGAAUCCAAGAACCAUCUUCUGAACCGGCGGCUCAAAUGAACGAGAAUGUCUCUGAAGCAUAGGGGUGAGUUUUUCAGUUUGAGACCUCAACUUUUACCUCACAUCAAAAUGUGAGAGCUUGGCUGAGUUGUAUUCUGGUUGAAUGCAAGUUAACUUGAAUGGCUGAUCUACAGUAAAUAAAUAACUCUAUUUUGAGACUAACCUUUUGUACAAACCUCAUGAAUCAAUUUUUUAUUUUUUACUAGAUCAAUAAAGCUGAGUUUUGUACAUUUCAUUAAA
Molecule: messenger RNA, 2400 nt
Organism: Pistacia vera
Lineage: Eukaryota; Viridiplantae; Streptophyta; Magnoliopsida; Sapindales; Anacardiaceae
Exons: 14
Coding region: 183-2183 (666 amino acids)
Biological process (GO): cellular response to calcium ion; de-etiolation; regulation of stomatal closure
Source: RefSeq, a predicted model, not a curated record